This is a messenger RNA of Penicillium olsonii, 1599 nucleotides long. The record is from the annotation of a GenBank genome assembly. NCBI's taxonomy places the organism in Eukaryota, Fungi, Ascomycota, Eurotiomycetes, Eurotiales, Aspergillaceae.
AUGCGGGCGAUUCUACGACGUCUCUACCCUCCGGCCAAAUUUCCCGUCGCUCGGUAUCCAGUCGCGCGACCAUUCUCCACCCAGAGACAACCCAGACAAGCCUCGUCUUUUUGGACUAUCACCUGCACACUUGCCAUCGUUGGAGGCGGCGCUUGGCUUCAAGACAAAUACUACAAUCCCAAACCGGCCCUGAAAGCGUUACCAGAACAACCACCUCAGCAGUCAUUCCUCGGAGUGAUUGAUACCCUAGCAACGAUGCCCGCCGAACCCGCCCCCGGAACCGUCGGGAACCUCACCCCGGAGCAAGAGAUCAAACUGAAGGAAUUCUGGGUCCUUGCGCUCAAGGUCUUCGGUCUGACUCUCGAAGAACUCGAGGCCCCUGUCCAACCAGCCGCCGAUGCUGCACCCGCCCAAGACAAGAAGAAGCCCAAGGGCCGGUGGUCAAUCUGGGGCAAGGGCGAGGACGACGACGCUAAGAGCACGUCUUCCGAUGCCACAAGUGUAUCUAUCGUCGCCGAAGACGACAAGUAUGGCCAGUCCAAGGAAUACAAGCAAGCGCUCGAGGACAUGAAGCCCGAGGAGAUCCGCACAGCCUUCUGGAGCAUGGUCAAGGGCGACAACCCCGACUCUCUACUCUUGCGGUUCCUGCGCGCCCGUAAAUGGGAUACCAAGAAAGCGCUCGUCAUGUUAAUCUCGACUAUGCGCUGGCGAUUGCUGGAGAUGCACGUCGAUGACGAUAUCAUGUUCAACGGCGAGGAGCAGGCACUUAAGCAGUCGCAAGGUACUGAUGCCAAGGAGAAGAAGAAGGGUGAGGAUUUCCUGACGCAGAUGCGUCUUGGUAAGAGUUUCUUGCAUGGAGUUGAUCGGGCUGGUCGUCCUAUCUGUGUUGUUCGUGUGCGUCUGCACAAGGCUGGUGAUCAAGAUAAUGAGGGACUGGAGCGCUUCACUGUGUAUACGAUUGAGACUGCCAGAUUACUGUUGGCUCCGCCUGUUGAGACUGCUACAAUCGUCUUUGAUAUGACUGACUUCGGUAUGGCCAACAUGGACUAUGCCCCGGUCAAGUUCAUGAUCAAGUGCUUUGAGGCCAAUUACCCUGAGUCCCUCGGAACAGUGCUGAUCCACAAGGCCCCAUGGCUCUUCUCAAGCAUAUGGAACAUCAUCAAGGGCUGGCUUGACCCAGUCGUUGCAGCCAAGGUCCAUUUCACCAAGAACCGCCAGGACCUCGAGAAGUUCAUCCAACCCAGCCAGAUCAUGAAGGAGCUGGAGGGUGAUGAGGAUUGGGAGUACAAAUACGUCGAGGUUCCAGAGAACGAGAACCCCAAGAUGGCCGACAAGGAAACCCGUGAAACCCUGCUGGCCGAGCGACAAGAACUCGCCAAGGAGAUUCAAGACCUCACAGUCGAGUGGAUUCGUGCUAGCUUCAAAAAGGAGACUGCUGCUGCUUCUGCGGCCGAGGAGAAGCGCAAGGAGCUCAUCGAAAAGCUGCGCAGCCAGUACUGGGUUCUUGACCCCUAUGUCCGAGCUCGCUCUCUCUAUGACCGACUCAACAUUGUCCAGGGUGGUGGAAAAAUCAACUUCUACCCCGAUGCUGCGAAAUAG